Messenger RNA from [Candida] anglica, 5009 nucleotides. NCBI's taxonomy places the organism in Eukaryota, Fungi, Ascomycota, Pichiomycetes, Serinales, Debaryomycetaceae. The record is from the annotation of a GenBank genome assembly.
AUUCAUUUGAAAAAAUAUUGGUACCUUCUUAUUCUUAAACUACUUGAACUAUAGCUAUUUAGAUAUUUCCUUAUCUUGAGAUUGAUAAGUUUUUUAAUCACAAAUUAUUGAAUUUUAUUAAUCGGGCAAGUAAGGUCAGCCGUGUUUAUAUAACUUUGGUGGACGACUAUCAAUUCUACAAAAAAAAUAAAAUAGAAAUUGAAUAAUUCCAAACCUAGUGGAUUCAUAUUAGAAAUAUCUGACAUGUCCCACGGAGUUGAGGACCAAAUAUCUGAGACAAACUCUGUUACAGAGUUUGUACCAGGUGAACAUUUGUAUGAUGGAAUUGAUGAAAAUGCUGCUUCCAAUAUUCAAAACUUGGCCAGAACUGUUUCGAGAGCAAGUAUUGGAUCUUCAAAGACUAAAAACUCUGAAGAUUUGAUUAGAUAUCUCUCACACAUGUCCCAAGUUCCAGGUAUUUCACCUUAUUCAGAAGAAGACAUAGUACCAGAAUUGAACCCAGAAUCAGACCAAUUCAAUGCUAAGUUUUGGGUGAAGAAUAUGAGAAAAUUGUUUGAUUCUGACCCUGACUACUAUAAGAAGACUUCCUUAGGGAUUGCUUACAGAAACUUACGUGCUUAUGGUGUUGCUGCUGAUUCAGACUAUCAACCAACCGUUACCAAUGCUAUCUGGAAACUUGCUACCGAAGCUGUUAGAAGUGUAAGAAAGAAGGAUGAAUCUCGUUAUUUCGAUAUUUUGAAGAGUAUGGAUGCUAUCAUGAGACCGGGUGAAGUCACUGUCGUUUUGGGUAGACCAGGUUCUGGUUGUUCUACUUUAUUGAAGACCAUUUCUGCCCAUACAUAUGGUUUCAAUAUUGGAGAAGAAUCCAAAAUCUCUUACGAUGGGUUGACCAUGAACGAUAUCGAUAAGCAUCAUAGAGGUGAUGUAAUUUAUUCUGCCGAAACAGAUGUGCAUUUCCCUCACUUGAGUGUCGGGGACACCUUGGAGUUUGCUGCUAGAUUGAGAACUCCACAAAAUAGAGGUAAUGUCGAUAGAGAAACUUACGCAAAGCACAUGGCCAGUGUAUACAUGGCAACUUAUGGGUUAUCACAUACCAGAAAUACCAAGGUUGGUAACGAUUAUGUUAGAGGUGUUUCUGGUGGUGAAAGAAAGAGAGUUUCUAUUGCUGAAGUCUCAUUAUCAGGGGCUAACAUUCAAUGUUGGGACAAUGCUACUAGAGGUUUGGAUUCUGCUACUGCUUUGGAAUUUAUUAGAGCUUUGAAGACUUCUGCUGCCAUCUUAGAUGCCACUCCUUUGAUUGCUAUUUACCAAUGUUCUCAAGAUGCUUAUGACUUAUUUGAUAACGUUUGUGUUCUUUACGAAGGUUACCAAAUCUUUUAUGGUAAGGCUGACACUGCUAAGGAAUUUUUCAUGAACAUGGGUUACGAUUGUCCACAAAGACAAACUACUGCCGAUUUCUUGACAUCUGUUACCAAUCCUUCCGAAAGAAUUGUAAGACCAGGUUACGAAAAGAUCAUCCCAAGAACUCCAAAGGAAUUUGAGGCUUACUGGAGAAAAUCUUCUGAAUAUACUGCAUUGAUUGCUGAUAUUGAAGAAUAUUUUAAGACUUGUGAAGCCAAAAAUGCGAAGGAAGUUUAUCAUGAAGCUCAUGUUGCCAAACAAUCUAAACAUCUUUCUCCAAAGUCUCCAUACACUGUUUCUUUCUUUAUGCAAACAAGAUACAUUAUGGGGAGAAAUAUUUUACGUGUUAAAGGUGAUCCAUCCAUUACUAUCUCCUCCAUUUUCGGUCAAUUCAUUAUGGGGUUGAUUUUAUCAUCUGUCUUCUAUAAUUUGCAACCUAAUACUGGGUCGUUCUAUUAUAGAGGUGCCGCUAUGUUCUUUGCUGUGUUAUAUAAUGCUUUUGCAUCUUUGUUGGAAAUCAUGUCUUUGUUCGAAUCCAGACCUGUUGUGGAAAAGCACAAACAAUAUGCCUUAUACCGUCCAGCUGCCGAUGCAUUAGCAAGUAUUCUUACUGAAUUGCCCACCAAGGUGUGUAUGUCUAUGAGUUUUAACUUUACCUUUUAUUUCAUGGUUAAUUUUAGAAGAGAUCCUGGCCGUUUCUUCUUCUACUGGUUAAUGGGUUUCCUGUGUACAUUGGUUAUGUCUCAUUUAUUCAGAUGCUUGGGUGCUGUUUCCACAUCUUUAGCAGGUGCUAUGACUCCUGCUACUGUGUUAUUGAUGGCUAUGGUUAUUUUCACUGGUUUCGUUAUCCCAACUCCAAAGAUGCUUGGAUGGUCUCGUUGGAUUAAUUACAUUAACCCAGUUGGUUAUGUAUUCGAAUCGUUGAUGGUUAAUGAAUUUAACGACAGACAUUUCGAAUGUACUUCUUAUGUUCCAUCUGGUCCGGGCUAUCAAAACAUCCCCGAAUCCUCUAGAAUUUGUUCUGCUGUUGGUUCUGUUCCUGGUAGAUCUUACAUCGACGGUACCGACUACCUUGCUCAAGCCUACAGAUACUACAACUCUCACAAAUGGAGAAACUUUGGAAUUACUAUUGCUUUUGUUGUCUUUUUCUUGGGUGUAUACAUCAUGUUGACUGAACUUAACAAGGGUGCUAUGCAAAAGGGUGAAAUUGCACUUUUCUUGCUGGGAUCUUUGAAAAAGCACAAGAAAGAACAAAAGACCAGAGCUGUUAAGAAUGAUGUCGAAGAAGGUGUUAUGAAUGAAAAGAUUGGAUAUGCAGAAGAAGCUGAAGCUUCCAAAUCUGACGAAUCCCGUGGCGAUUCUAGCCUGGACGUUGACAUUGUCGGGAAGAAUAUUUUCCAUUGGAGAAAUUUGACUUAUCAAGUUAAGAUUAAGUCGGAAGACCGUGUCAUUUUGGACCACGUUGAUGGUUGGGUUAAGCCAGGUCAAUUGACUGCGUUGAUGGGCUCUUCUGGUGCUGGUAAGACUACUUUGUUGAACUGUUUGAGUGAGCGUGUUACUUCUGGUAUUAUCUCUGAUGGUACCAGAAUGGUUAAUGGUAAUGCUUUGGAUUCUUCUUUCCAAAGAUCUAUUGGUUACGUCCAACAACAGGAUUUGCAUUUAGCCACCUCUACCGUUCGUGAAGCUUUCCGUUUCUCUGCUUACUUGAGACAACCUGAAUCCGUGACAAAGGCCGAAAAGAAUGCGUAUGUUGAAUACAUUAUCGAUUUGUUGGAAAUGUCUGACUAUGCUGACGCUUUGGUUGGUGUUGCUGGUGAAGGUCUUAAUGUUGAACAACGUAAGAGAUUGACUAUUGGUGUUGAAUUGGUUGCUAAACCAAAAUUGUUGUUAUUCUUGGAUGAACCAACUUCUGGUUUAGAUUCUCAAACUGCGUGGGCCAUUUGUCAAUUAUUAAGAAAGUUAGCAGACAGAGGUCAAGCUAUUUUGUGUACUAUCCAUCAACCUUCUGCCAUCUUGUUGCAAGAAUUUGACCGUUUAUUGUUUUUGCAAAAAGGUGGUAAAACUGUUUACUUUGGUGACCUUGGUGAAAACUGUCGUACUUUGAUUGACUACUUUGAAAAGAGUGGUGCUCAUUCUUGUCCACCAGCUGCCAACCCUGCUGAAUGGAUGUUGGAAGUUGUUGGUGCCGCUCCAGGUUCUCACGCCAAUCAAGAUUAUCACGAAGUUUGGAAGAACUCUCAAGAAUUUGUCUCUAUGCAAAAUGAAUUGGAAACUAUGGAACGUGAAUUAGUUAAAUUACCAGUUGACGAUUCUCCAGAUGCACACAAAAAGUAUGCUGCUUCUCUUUGGAAGCAAUAUCUUAUUGUUACCUGGAGAGUUCUUCAGCAAAACUGGAGAACUCCAACUUAUAUCUACGCUAAGCUCUUUUUGGUCAUUUCUUCAUCUUUGUUUAAUGGUUUCUCUUUCUUUAAGGCUGAUACUUCCAUGCAAGGUUUACAAAAUCAAAUGUUCUCCAUUUUCAUGUUUAUGAUUCCUUUCCAAACUAUUGUUCAACAGACAUUGCCUUACUUUGUGAGACAAAGAGAUUUAUAUGAAGUCAGAGAAGCUCCAUCUCGUUCUUAUUCUUGGUUUGCAUUUAUCACUGGUCAAAUUUCUUCUGAAAUCCCAUUCCAAAUUGCCGUUGGUACUGUUUCAUACUUUACUUGGUACUAUCCUGUUGGUUUGUACAAGAAUGCCGAACCUACUAAUGCUGUUGCUGAACGUGGUGCUUUGAUGUGGUUGUUUAUUACCGCAUUCUACGUUUUCACAAGUACUAUGGGUCAUUUAUGUAUUUCUUUCAUUGAAUUGGCCGAUAAUGCUGCUAACUUGGCUACCAUGUUGUUUACUUUGUGUUUGAAUUUCUGUGGUGUUUUGGCUACUCCUGAUGUUUUACCAGGUUUCUGGAUUUUCAUGUACAGAGUCUCGCCAUUCACUUACUUGGUCCAAGGUAUGAUGACCACUGGAUUGGCCAACACUAAUGUUGUCUGUUCAAAGUACGAAUACUUGGUUUUUGACCCACCUUCAGGUGAAACUUGUGGUUCCUACAUGGGUCCAUAUAUGAAGGUUGCAGGUGGAUAUUUGACUGAUGCUGCUGCCCAAGCUCAUUGUGAAUUCUGUCAAAUGAGUUCUACUAAUGCUUUCUUGAAGAGUGUUUAUGCCAUCUACUCUGAAAGAUGGAGAAACUUUCGUAUUUUUGUGUCUUACAUUGCCAUCAAUAUCAUUUUGACCAUUUUCUUAUUCUGGCUUGCUAGAGUUCCUAAGGGAAACAGAGAAAAGAAGGAGAAGAAGUCUGACAAGAAGAUAGCAGAAAAGAAGUAAGACAUGUGUUCAUCAUAUAUUCCACAUUCCUUUAUUCCCCUUAAUUUAAUAUCCCUGCUUAUUUAGUCGAUUAUAUAUUUAUACAUCUUUAUGGUUUAACUUUUCUUGUAGCUAGUUUAGGAGUCUAAUAGUUUGUAAGCGUAUAUCAGCAAAAAAAAAAAAACAACAACAGAGGGUUUGUACGAGACAGUCAUAACUAUUCAACAGCUAACUUGUAAACGUUAACAUAUUAAAAAAAAAGGGGAUGCAAU